CAGUCACUCUUUUUAACUUUUCAUCUUCUUUGGUGAACUCUUCAAGACACCAUCUUCUUCCUCUUUCACCCCAUUUGGACAGCUUGAUCGUUGUAGUGGAAAGCAGUGUCUCGACCGGCGUAGGGUGUUCGACCAAGAGGCGCAAGAUGAACGGCGAUAGACCGGUUCUUCCGAUUCUUGAGCAUUCAACUUCUGUCAUCAUCGCCAUCCCCUACGGUGCUGCCGUUACCGACUUACUGGCGCCGCAAUGGGCUUCUUCCUUUAUUGUUCUGAGAUCACCAAUCGUUAUGAUCCCCACCCAGUCCUAACCGUAGCUACUCGAAUGCAUCGUCUGAGAGCACAAUGAUGGCAACGACGCCGGUGGGAUUCUGGGGACUCUGAACGAGUGACGCUCUUUGGAACCUCAAGAACCUGGUUGAUACAUUCUCCUCCUCCUCCGAGAUCAACCGGCGCACCCUCAUGUAUUUUUGUCUCUUUCAUUUGAUGAAGAUCUUGGGAUGUAAUUGCAGUGAUUUCGCACAGAAGCCUCAAGGAGGAUCAGCUGGAGUACUUGGAGGAGAGGAGGAUUAAGGAUCUUGUGAAGAAGCACUCGGAUAUGAAUGCUGGGUUGGGUAGUUUUGCUGUGGCUAUUCAAUCUCCCAAGUUAUGGGUCAUGAACGUUGUGCCUACCAUAGCUGAGAAAAGUACCCUGGGGGUCAUAUAUGAGCGCGGCUUGAUUGGCAUUUAUCAUGAUUGGUGUGAAGCCUUUUCAACAUAUCCAAGGACAUAUGAUCUCAUUCAUGCCAAUGGCCUCUUUAGUCUGUACAAGGAUAAGUAAGUGUUUGUUUGGUCAAACCACUAUUCAACAUAUUCAACGAAGGAAAUAAAGAAAUGAGGUUAGGAAGAAGAAGAGGUGAGGAAGACAGAAAAAUAGCUAUGGCUUCUGAUUCUUCACCCAUCAACAAUGGUCCUUCAUCUCCAACAAUUCCCCUUCAACCUCAACCGGCAACACCUUCUCCUCCCUUGGCGAUGCUUCUCGCCGCAAUCAUCGUCGUUGAACUCUUCCAUGACAUCCGCCUUCGAUACCCCGCCAGUGCAUUGUUCCCGGUUUGCCGCAGCCACUGAUGCUCCACCUACUCCAAUGUGAUUCAGAGGCUCCUGAAGGAUUAUUCUCCGGUAGAGAAAUUUUCGAUUCCGACACAAAGUUUCAUGAGUUUUGUGAGGAGUUUUAUCAGUCUGUGAAGAACAGGGGAGUGGCAAAUUCGGGGAUUGAUGAGGCUGAAAGUUGAAGACCAAGUGUACCCUCACAUGAAAAGUCAGAUUUUGGUGGUUUGGUGGGAGAAAUGACAUCAUCUUCUAUAACAAAUAGUACUAUCUUUUAUUAUUCUAUCAAAAAAGUUAUUUGGUUAAUGAGAGUAGGUAUCGUUACUUGUGACUAACUCCCCUUUGUCAUUUGUUGCAAAUCAAUCCCAUCAGCAAGUACUUUCAUGGCCUCUCUGGUUAUAAGUUUUCUUUCAAAAAGGAAAAACAUUCCCCUUCUACAAAUCACGUCAGAUCUCCUGCUCUUCAUUCUUCGGAUGGAUGAUUAUCAGCCUUCUGCAUAUUCGAUUGAGGGAUCAAUUAUUUUGCAAGAUACUCCAAUUAUUAAUGCCAAUUUCAUAUUAUCAGACGACUCUGAAAUAUAUGAUCCUACUGUAAAUUCUUGGAAUGAGCUUCGGUCUCCUGUUGAUCAUCCACUUUUUUCACAAAGUGAAAUUCAAGGUUGUCUCGAUAUUGGUGACUCUGUGUAUAGUUGUCUAUAUUGUGGUGCGUCAUUUUGGUUACUAGAGCGGGUUGAAAAACAGUCAAGAAUUAAUCAGCCUCUUUUUACACUUUGUUGUUUUCAAGGAAAAAUUCAAUUACCGUAUCUUCAGAAAGCUCCAGAUUUAUUAUAUAAUUUGAUUCAUGGUCAUGAUAAUAAGUCUUUACAGUUUCAGAAGAAAAUUCGGUAUUAUAAUAGUAUGUUUGCUUUCACUUCUCUUGGUGGUAAAGUAAUAGAUUCAGUGAAUGAUGGAACUGGCCCACCGCAGUUCAUCAUAAGUGGCCAAAAUUAUCAUAGGAUUGGAAGUUUAUUACCUCAGGCUGGUCAAGUUCCGAAAUUUGUCCAAUUAUACAUAUAUGACACAGAACAUGAGUUAACGCAUAGAGAAGGAAUAUUUGGGUACGGUCAACUCUUACAAAAAUUUUGUUAUGAUUGUUUGUAAUUUUAAUUUGUUUCUUUUAUUUUCAAUUUAAUUUUUAGUUGGUAAAAUACUAAUAUGGAUGUAAUUUUGAUUAUUAUA
Molecule: messenger RNA, 2300 nt
Organism: Arachis duranensis
Lineage: Eukaryota; Viridiplantae; Streptophyta; Magnoliopsida; Fabales; Fabaceae
Exons: 9
Coding region: 1467-2222 (251 amino acids)
Source: RefSeq, a predicted model, not a curated record